Molecule: messenger RNA, 1059 nt
Organism: Ostreobium quekettii
Lineage: Eukaryota; Viridiplantae; Chlorophyta; Ulvophyceae; Bryopsidales; Ostreobiaceae
Source: the annotation of a GenBank genome assembly
AUGAUUUCGGAAGGGGAGCUUCCGGACAGGCUCAAAGCGCAGUUUGAAUAUGUGAUUUGUGGUCCGGACAUCAACUACCAUACUACAUCGAGCUACUCUGCUGGGACAUUUACUCCAUCAGGAGUGGACUACACAUGGAAUUUCGAUGCAUUCAAACAGAUUUUCAAGAUCGACAUAACACACAGAGAUGAUGACACCAUUGAAUUUGACAUGUCGGGUAUCAAUGUAGCGGUGGUCAAUGCAUUCAGAAGGAUCCUGAUAUCGGAGGUGCCAACGAUGGCCAUUGAACAUGUGUUCUUUGUGAACAACACAUCGAUCAUUGCGGAUGAAGUGUUUGCACAUCGCCUGGGACUUGUACCCCUCAAAGUGGAUCCACGACUCUUCCAGUUGAAAGCAGAAGAUGAUGCUCCGAACGAAACGAACACAAUAGUUUUCAAGCUCAGUGCCAAAUGCACCGCAGAAAAAUCUGUUGGUGUUUCUGGUGACAAAGUUGUUUCUGGGGAUUUGCAGUGGCUGGUGGGAGGCAGCGAGAUGCCCGAUGAGACAGCUUGUCGUUUCAGCGUGGGGCAGCAGGAGCUGCUGGAAGGCCAGCGCAUUGAUGUGGUGCACAAGGACAUCUUGCUUGCGAAGAUGAGGCCUGGGCAGGAAAUUCUACUCGAGGCCCAUGCCAUCAAAGGAGUUGGUCGUGAGCAUGCAAAAUGGUCGCCUGUUGCAACUGCAUGGUAUCGACUGCACCCCGAAGUCAUUCUCUUGAAGGAAGUUGAGGGUGCCUUGGCAGGCAAACUAGUUCAGGAGCUGCCUGGUUUGAUCGUGUCAGAAGAGCACAUGGGAAAGCAGGUAGCCAAGGUGACGUCUGCAAGAGAGCAUGAAGGCCUUCUGGAGAAGGUUCGGCGACUGAGCGGUGAGGAUGAGUGGAAGGACAAACUCCAGCUCCGAAAACGAAAAGACCGCUUCAUAUUCACAAUUGAGUCAGUGGGCAUAUACAAAGCAGAGGAGCUGUUCAUGGAGGCGAUCGACAUCCUUGUGCAGAAAUGCGACAACCUGCUUGCAUCCUUAUGA